Messenger RNA from Colossoma macropomum (tambaqui), 4015 nucleotides. Its product is annotated as SUN domain-containing protein 1. Gene Ontology annotation, biological process: nuclear envelope organization. The coding region runs from base 361 to 3411 and encodes 1016 amino acids. The transcript has 24 exons. Lineage: Eukaryota; Metazoa; Chordata; Actinopteri; Characiformes; Serrasalmidae. Gene Ontology annotation, molecular function: protein-membrane adaptor activity. The record is from RefSeq and is a predicted model, not a curated record. Gene Ontology annotation, cellular component: meiotic nuclear membrane microtubule tethering complex; nuclear envelope.
UGAAGUCCCUGCUUCUUUUUCUGAGAGGCCAUUUUGGUGCGUGUGGUCUGAAUUAGGCGCGGACCUUUUGUGUCCUGUUUUCCUGACUUAGUUUUUUUCUUCGUCGUUUAAUUCACGCCCACUUCUCCACACCUAAACAUAAUGGGUUUUGUCAGAUUGCGGCGCCAAGCCGAGCUAGCUGGACAGUCCUUGUUGGACUAAAACCGAAAUCAGGACAGCUUGUUUUUAUCAAUUUAUUUUGUCUUUCGCGUCAGCGGUGUUUGUAAUUUCUCCUAAAACCUCGUAUUGGUUGAGGCAGCCACUCUGUGGUACCGUGAUGACACUGACUUGCUUUUAAAAAGUCUCAGCUGAAGGGACACCAUGGCCUAUUCUAAAGUGCGCACACGUACCACUCAACAGCAUGCUGCAGAGAAUACGGGCUACACCUACUCUCUCAGCUCCAGCUACUCUUCAUCUGCACUUGAUUACGAGAGGGAGCACAAACUUGCUCCCGUGUUCGACUCACCCAGGAUGUCACGACGCAGCCUACGGCUGAAUGCCAGCACCUCUCACUACCGUGAUGACAGUCUGCUGGACUCCUCCCAGAGCCGCAGCAUCUCCUACAGCACAGGAGGCUCUGUUCACAAGGAGAGCAAAACAUUGAAGAGCAGGAGGUCCCAUAACACCACAUCUGGUUCAGGUUCUCUGCUUCAGACUCCGGUGAAGAACCAGUCUAACUCUGUGCUGCAGGCGCACAACAGCAGCCUGCACAGCUGUGCUGCCAGCGAUGCCUCACUCCUGUCCUCCCUGCUGGACGAAUCAUGCAUACAGGAGCGCACUCUCAUUGACAGCGUCUGGGGAUUGGAUGAGGAUGGAGAUCUCAAAGAUCGGAAUCUAAGAAUGGAUCGCAGUUUCACUUCUGUGAAUAACAGUAAUAUAAGCAUGGCUCAGACUCAGACAUUCACUGUGACCAGCGGUUACAUCUGCAAAGAUUGCACUGCUGGCCACUCUGAUAAUAGAGAUGCUCUGCCCGCCUACUCUACCUCCAAACCCUGCUCUUCCUCCUCCUGCUCCUACUCCUCCUCCACUUCUGCUCUGCACAUUGAUGCCAGAGAUGGAGCCUCCUCUCCCUACACUACAGUUUACAGCAGAGAGAAAAGCCGUCGACACAGAUCCGGUCUGCUGAGACUGCUCUUUGAGGCCUGCCUGCAUUACAGCAGGAAAGCUGCUGCCUCUGUAGUUUUUGUCUUUGCCCUGCUAAUGCAGAGCAUUCUGCCGAAGACUGAUCAACAGGGCAAAGCCCUGCUGUGGUCAGUGACAGACUGGUGUGCGAGUUUGUGCAAGAAGGUGGCCAGCUUCUCAGCAGCAGCCCUCACACUGCUGACUCGGUCUGCUGGGCUAAGGGGAGCCAGCAGUGUCAGUGCUAAUGGAGGUCACGCUGGUUACUGUGGGACCAUGAAUGUAAAUGAACUGGUGACUCAGAAGGAACAUCAGGAUCUCAGUGGCCCUCUCUGUGACGACUGCAAAGGGAAGCAGAAUAUGAAGACAAGCACAGACUACACACGGCCGUGUAGGGCCCAGCAGCUCUUAGGGGCUCUGUGGUUCCUUUUCAUUUUCACAGGCAGCAGUCUGCUGAAGGCAGGGCAGAGGCUUCUUUCAGCAGGCUACUUUGUCAUGUGGAAGAUCCUGUCUGUUCUGUAUUUGGCUGCAGUGUCUCCAGGCAAGGCAGCUUCGGGGGCAUUCUGGUGGAUAGGAACAGCAUGGUACCAGUUGGUCACACUCAUGUCUCUACUGAACGUCUUUUUCUUGACAAGGUGUCUGCCCAUAUUGCGGAAAAUUCUCCUGAUUCUUCUUCCUUUUCUGCUGCUCCUCGCUCUUUGGUACUGGGGUCUUUCCAGCUUCUGGGCCAUUUUGCCUGUAGCAAACAAGAUGACGAGAACGACUGACUCUUCGCUUAGCUUCACUUCAGCGCAGACACCCAUGGAUAAAGCCAGCGAGAGUCAACCUGGCAGUGGGCCGUCAUACACACACUAUGAGCAGGACAUAACUUUGGCAGCUGCAGCAUACUCAGAGAGAUUGACCCAAAUAGAGCAGAGUCUGGCGCAGCUGUGGGAGCGGGUGGUGGCAUCUGGCAGCAGGCAGGAGCAGCGACAUGAGGAGGUGCUCAGCCUCUACAGCUCUUUAAGAGACCAGCUGCACACACACACAGACAGAGAGAGCGUGGGCCAGUGGGUAAGUACACUAAUGGAGCAGAGAGUCAGCCUGCUGAGAACACAGAUGGAGAAGGAGAAGCAGCAGUCGCAGCAGCAUCAGGAGGAGUUUGAACAAGAGAGUCAAACUCAGAAGUCCCGGUUAGCUGAGGUUGAGACUCUUCUUAAGAACUUAGCACUUAAAACAGAGGAGUUACAGAGAAGACAAGAUUCUGAGACGACAUCCUCUGUCAGUGGGGAAGUGGAUGAUGCCUCCCAUUUGACUCUACUAGCAGAAGUGCGCAGGCUGGAGGAGGCAUUGGAAAGCAUCAGGACUGACCUGCAGGGCAUGAUGGGCUGUAAGGGCAGAUGUGAACAGCUGGACUCCCUCCAUGACACAGUGUCUGAGCAGGUGAGGCAAGAGCUGCGGUCACUGCUGUAUGGCCGCGAGCAGCCAGAGGGAGCAGAGCUGCCAGAUUCUGUGCUGCAGUGGCUGUCUACUUGGUUUGUGAGCAGCUCAGACCUACAGGCCUCACUCAUUUCCCUGGAGAGGAGCAUUCUGCGUAAUGUGUCCCUUCAGCUGGAGCAGAUGCAACAGAAGCCCUGUGCAGAGACGGUCACUUGGGCUGUCCGAAAAACCACUGACGAAGCAGGUUUAUCUGAAGAGAAUGUGCAGCUUAUUGUGCAGAAUGCCUUGAAGCUCUAUUCCCAGGACCGCAUUGGCCUUGUGGAUUAUGCUCUGGAAUCUGGAGGUGGCAGUGUCCUGAGCACACGUUGUUCAGAGACAUAUGAGACCAAGACUGCACUGAUGAGUCUGUUUGGUCUGCCGCUCUGGUACUUCUCCCAGUCUCCUCGGGCAGUCAUACAGCCGGACGUACAUCCUGGUAACUGUUGGGCAUUUAGAGGUUCUCAUGGAUAUUUGGUGAUCCGUCUGUCCAUGAAAAUCAUCCCUACAGCCUUUUCUCUGGAGCACAUCCCCAAAACCCUCUCUCCUACUGGCAACAUCAGCAGUGCUCCACGCAACUUCACCGUCUAUGGUCUGGAUGAUGAACAGCAGGAGGAGGGACAGGUUCUCGGGCGAUACGUCUACCAGGAGGACGGAGAACCUCUUCAAACCUACCCAGUCAAGGAAAACAGCACAAACACCUACCAGAUCAUCGAGCUCAGAGUGCUGAGUAACUGGGGUCACCCAGAGUACACAUGCCUCUAUCGUUUCCGAGUGCAUGGCAAACCGGAACACUAGUGAUCACACCCUGAGCUGGAUCAAGACUUCACUUCAACACUGGAGUUCCACAGAGGAGACACUAUGCCAUCCAUCUAUCCAUCUGUUCCAAACUUGGGGCAGAAUAAACAUGACUGCUUGCUAAACCUUUUUUCUAUCUGCACUUUGUACUCCUUUGUCCCUCAAACAAAACAGUACAUCUCUAUCUUGAACUAUGGUUAUGCUCCUCUUCAUUCUGCCGACGCGAGGCCCCUGGUGGCCAAACUCAGACUGGUCUGAAUUGCUCUCAAAAAUACCCAGUAAGUCAAACCUAAAUAAAAUGAACUAUAAUGUAUUUUACACCUUGUAAAUGUUGUUAAUAGUUUGUCUGCUUUAAGCAUGGCUAUUAAUUUGCCUUCUGCCCUAUUUCUGCAUAGUGUAGUGAGUUUGAAGUGCUCAGCAAAGCAAGGCUGUUUAAUCACUAUUUAUUUUUUAUGUAUUUGAGUUGAAGAAAACUUUGUAUUGUGUAUUUUUGUAAAUACUUUUCAGAUUAUUUUGUAAUUACCAAGGGACCACAGGUUGGCUUUUGCAAUGAAGCUAUAUUUUGGUUGUGUGGAAUGUUCAAAUAAAGAGUAAUUUUUUAGAA